Messenger RNA from Guillardia theta CCMP2712, 483 nucleotides. RefSeq lists its product as hypothetical. The record is from RefSeq and is a predicted model, not a curated record. Lineage: Eukaryota; Cryptophyceae; Pyrenomonadales; Geminigeraceae. The coding region runs from base 1 to 483 and encodes 160 amino acids. The transcript has a single exon.
AUGAAGGAGCAUGAAGAACCAGUAAGCGCAAGGCCAGCCAACAGGGGUGGUCGUUCAACGAGGCGAACCCUUAGCUGGGUGGUCGUUCAACGAGGCGAACCCUUAGCUCUAAAGUUGUUGAAAGAAUCACUACUUGAAUCACUAAAGUUGUUGAAAGAAUCACUACUUGAAUCACUAAAGUUGUUGAAAGAAUCACUACUUGAAUCACUAAAGUUGUUGAAAGAAUCACUACUUGAAUCACUAAAGUUGUUGAAAGAAUCACUACUUGAAUCACUAAAGUUGUUGAAAGAAUCACUACUUGAAUCACUAAAGUUGUUGAAAGAAUCACUACUUGAAUCACUAAAGUUGUUGAAAGAAUCACUACUUGAAUCACUAAAGUUGUUGAAAGAAUCACUACUUGAAUCACUAAAGUUGUUGAAAGAAUCACCACUUGAAUCAUCUUCACGUCUCUUUCCCUCAUGUUGUGACCAGAUACACCAUUGA